Molecule: messenger RNA, 1188 nt
Organism: Penicillium soppii
Lineage: Eukaryota; Fungi; Ascomycota; Eurotiomycetes; Eurotiales; Aspergillaceae
Product: purine-nucleoside phosphorylase
Exons: 2
Coding region: 1-1188 (395 amino acids)
Biological process (GO): transmembrane transport
Cellular component (GO): endoplasmic reticulum
Source: RefSeq, a predicted model, not a curated record
AUGCAGCUCCUUCAAACAUUGGCGGCUUCGUUGCUGCUUACCACUAGCGCGCUAUGUGCCGGAGCUACUGGAACUACGAAGGCCUUUGCCCCCAAGGUCUUUAUUGUCUCAAUGUUUGAGCCAGAAGCUGCAGCAUGGUGGAAUAUCCCUGAGUUCGACUUGUUUGCUCACAAUAUCACCAUCCCUGGUCUCUCGCCUCUGUUCCCCGAUGUCCACUGCACUGAAGACUACGAAAUCUGCCAGCUGAUCACCGGUGAAUCCGAAAUCAAUGCUGCCACAACCGUCACCUCCGUUGCUUUCUCGCCCCUGUUUGAUCUCACUCAGACAUACUUCUUCGUUGCGGGUAUCGCGGGCGUCAGUCCCAAGAAGACCACCACUGGAUCCGCAACCUUUGCUCGGUACGCAGUUCAGGUCGCUCUCCAGUAUGAGAUCGAUAUUCGGGAGCUGAACAGCUCUUACUCCACCGGCUAUAUCCCCCAGGGCGCAGACUUCCCCGGCCAGUACCCCACCAGCAUCUACGGCACCGAGGUCUUCGAGGUCAACGCCGAGCUGCGCACCAUCGCUGCGAACUUCGCGCGCAAGGCAAACCUGUCCGACUCUGCCACCGCGCAAGCAUACCGCCGUCAUUACAAGACCCCCAGUGGGAAGUACAAGGCUGCUACCUUACCUCCUAGCGUUGUCGAGUGUGAUGUCGCGACGUCCGAUGUCUACUACAGCGGGAACAUCCUCGGCUCUGCAUUUGAGAACACCACCAAGGUCCUGACCAACGGCACUGGCGAUUAUUGCGCCAGCGCCCAGGAGGACAAUGCCACCCUUGAAGUCCUUCUCCGCUCCUCGGCUUAUAAGUUGACCGACUUCUCCCGCAUCAUCAUCAUGCGCACCGCAUCGGACUUCGACCGCCCAUACCCCGGCUCCUCAGCCACCUUCAACCUGCUCUACUCUGACCAAGGCGGAUUUGAACCCGCUCUCGAGAAUCUGUAUGUUGCCGGAAUCAAGGUCGUUGAGGGUAUCUUGGAAGGUUGGAACACCACUUUUGCUGCUGGUGUGAAGGCUAACAACUACAUUGGCGACAUCUUCGGAACUUUGGGCGGUGUUCCUGAUUUCGGUCCUGGACGCAAGCAGGCCUUGAUUGAUGGCGGUGCGUACCGCAAGCGCAGCAUCCAAAAACGCUUCCAGCGUCGCGCUUGA